AUGUCUACUCAAGCUAUCACCUUAUACGGCCACGGCCCUUCUCCCAAUCCAUGGAAGGUCGCAGCACUCCUCGCAGAGCUGGACUUGCCAUACAACUGGAUAGAGCUCGACCAGAAGCAGAUUAAGUCAGAGCCUUACACCUUGAUCAACCCUAACGGACGCCUUCCAGCUAUUGAAGAUCCCAAUACUGGGAUCGCCAUCUGGGAAUCCGGGGCAAUCAUCGAAUAUCUCGUCGAAACUUACGACAAAGAGCACACAAUUAGCUUCGAGCACGGCUCUAAGGAUUACUUCCUCGCCAAACAAUGGCUUCAUUUUCAAAUGUCCGGCCAAGGCCCAUACUUUGGCCAGUUCUCGUGGUUCACCCGUUUCCACCCAGAAAAGGUCCAAAGCGCUAUUGACCGCUACCUCAAUGAGAUCCGUCGGGUCUCCGGCGUUCUGGACGGCGUCCUUAAGGAUCGCGAGUACCUCGUCGGCGACAGGUUCAGCUAUGCUGAUGCAGCUUUCCUUCCUUGGUUCGACUCCAUCCCGUUCUUCACUGAUGCCAUCAAAUUCGACACGGAAUUUCCCAAUCUCUGGGCUUGGUUGGAGAAGAUUCGCACGCGCCCAGCAAUUGCGAAGGUCUGGGAAGAGAGGGCAAAAGCAGCAGCUGCGGCGAGAAAACAUUAG
Molecule: messenger RNA, 666 nt
Organism: Aspergillus calidoustus
Lineage: Eukaryota; Fungi; Ascomycota; Eurotiomycetes; Eurotiales; Aspergillaceae
Source: the annotation of a GenBank genome assembly